AUGUCUGCAAAUCUCGCAUACUUCGACAAUACACCUAAAUGUUGGACUAUUCACGGAUACUACGAUUUUCGAAAGAAACAAAGUGACUUUAGUGGUAUUUUCCAUAAAGAGCAUAGCUGGCUGAAGACAAAUCUAGAGAUCAUUGUAAAUAAUAAAGAAUCCCAUUUUAAUAAAGAACAAGUGAACCGAGCCCAAGAGAUGCUUCGCAACUUGAAGGCAAGUAACGAAAUGUCUGAUCCAAAUGUCGCAGUCUUUUGGAAUGAAGUCGAUCACGAAAGGGAAUUGAAUAUUGCGCGGGCUGAAGGGAUGCUACAAGCCGUAAAAGAGACAACUGGCGGAGUUGUGAAUGCAAUAAAAACAACAAAUAAAAUACACCAACAAAAUCUCUUAUCAUUGCUCCCAGUGGGACACAAUCCAACAGUUGGAAGCAAGCGAACCUAUCCAGAUGAGGAGUCAACUCAGCCAACUCCCUCAAAUAAGAAGAAUCAUUCUGGAAGCAGUACAGCGCUACCAACUCCACCACAAUCGAAUUUCACUCCACCAAGUGGUAGUGAUGAAGUGAGCGUUAUUGGAAGCAUCCUUCCUGAUGGUACAGCGCUACCAACUCCACCGCAAUCGAAUUUCACUCCAUCAAGUGAUAGUGAUAAAGUGAGAGUUCCUUCACAAAUUGGAAGCAUCCUUCCUGAUGGUACAGUGCUACCAAAGCCACCACCACAACCGAAUUUCAUUCCAGAAAGUGACAGUGAUGAAGUGAGCUUUCCUUCUUCACAAAUGACAUUUGAUGAUGAUGAAGGCGAGGAAACUCCUGAUUUAGACAGUUUUCUAAGUUCUGUGCCAACUAAUACACAAAAAUGGGUUCUACCCUCAGGAAAAUCUGUCAAUGAGAUUUGCUCUGUAAAUAUAUCUCAAUGUGCGGAAGUCUUAAAAAAAAAGGAAACACUAGGUCCAGUGGAGAGAGCCACCUUGAGAUAUGGUAUGUCAAAGGUCAUAGAUCUCUCGGCGCAUAUGCGAGAUUGGUUUUCCGACAUUGAUAUUCAGCACAUGAUGAAAGAUCACGUAGCAGUCUUAACGGUUCCUGAAUUAGAUGAAGAGGUGAACGCGUUCAUUGCGGAAGUAGAAAAGAUGGUACGGAAGGGAGGAUCUAAUGAGGCGUACAAAUAUUGUCUUGAGAAGCAUACCAACUCGCCAACCAAUACUUGUAUUUAUAAAAUAAGCAAGAUAUACAGUGAAUUUCUUUUCGAAGUAAAAGAUGGUGAUGAUUUGUUAGAUUGUGGAGAGGGCUACACUGAAAUAGACAUUAUCGUAAAGACAUGCUCUUAUAUCGUGAAAGGAUUAAGGAAAGGCCUCGGAAUAAAUUGCAAAUGGGGAGAAUCUUUCUGUCCUAUGAGCCGAUCUACAAGUUAUGAAAAGGGACGGAAAUGUGACGUCCGAUUCUUAAGUUCUUCAAGGACAGACCUUGGUGAAUGGGAAUUUUCAGCACAUUGUACUAAUGCAAAAGCGAUUGGGGAUCGCUGUCGUUCUGCCAGAGUAAAUCAAUCAAUAUUGAAUGCCAUUUUGAGGCUAAACCUAACUAAGGAGCAAGUGAAUAAAACGAAGAUCCCUUUUUUGCAAAUUUCUGGCGUUUACGGGCAGAUGUUAUUAGAAGACUUAAUAAAUGACUUUUAUGUUGUUUUUCCUGGGAUAACAUUUGAGAUACCUACCAAAUUGGCUCACAUUAGAAAGUUAAAGUCAACGGUGAAAAUUUUUAAAUACGUAAUGGAAAUGUAUGAAGAAGUCGAUGGCAUGCUUUAUGAACUAGACCACGGAUAUAAUUCACUCAAUCAGGUCUUCAAUGUCAAGGUUGUCAAUGGAUCAUCACAUUACAAAUCAAAUUUUAUCCAUGAUCCAUGGUGGACACCAAAAAAAAAUAUUUCUUCCCAAUUAAUGAUUGCGUUUAAAGAAAUGGAAAACAAGCAAGGAUAA
Molecule: messenger RNA, 1962 nt
Organism: Funneliformis geosporum
Lineage: Eukaryota; Fungi; Glomeromycota; Glomeromycetes; Glomerales; Glomeraceae
Source: the annotation of a GenBank genome assembly